CAAUAAACAUACACAAACCAUGACUGUAUGGAGAAUUAAUUAGCUACAAGGUCUCAAAGACGAUCACAGAUGACUCUUGAUGACACUUAGUGGAAGUCAGACACAGAAGACACUCAUCAGUGGACUGUAGUGGACGAGAAGGGGAAUAAAGAUAGUACAUAGAAUUAAGAUACAGUAACAAGGUGCAGAUCCAGUAAGUGUCCUUUAGACCAAAGUGAGGAAUCUGAAUUUAAUUCUGGAUGACAUAGGAAGCCAAAGAAGAGUGACUAAUAGAGCCAGCUAACUUAUAAGCCAGCCAGUCCUGUUGGAAAUGACCAUGGGCUGCACAAAAAGUUGUGUGGCAUAUUGUCUGAGAUAAGGUCUGAUCCUCUGAAUAUUGUGCAGUACAAACAACAUGACUUUGUGACUGAGGCUACAUGCUCAGAGACAUUUCAUUGGUAAUCAAUUAUGACACUUGAGUUAUGCACAGUUUUAGCCAGGGUCAUGAAGAUGAGCUAAACUGGAUGCUGAUACUGUAUAUUAAGAGCUAAAUUAGCUGGGAAUACCAGAAGCUCAUUUUUGGAGAGAUUGAGCUGAGAAGGUGUUGAGCUUUCAUCCAGACUGAAACUUCCCUGAGGCAUGCAGAAAUCAUGGAGUCAUCUGGUGGGAAAGACAGGUGAAAUGGACUCUCACAUGCUUGGUAUCCUGCAGUCCAGGUUACCCAAGACUCCAAUCAGCGCUCACAUUGUGGAACCAAGCAUUGCACUCAUUGAAAACUUUAAAGCUUCAGUGGCUAAGGCCUCCAACCUCCAAAAGAUUAAAUUCACCUGGAAUGCUUUAUCAUGCGCUGAAUAUGAGAAACAAGUUAAAGACACCAAAGACACAAACAGAUUUGACUUCAUGAACAUGAUUCAGAUGCUAUACUACAUGGAUGAUUAUGUUGCUGUCAUCAAGUUUUUCCACAGCCUGUUGAGAGAGAAGGGAAGACUCAUGAUCAUUCAUGAAGCAGCUGGCAGCGGUUGGGGUACUCUAUGGAGUACCUUCACAAAUGAUCUCUGCACAAAGUCUGUCACCAAGUACAUUUCUGACGCUGACAUCAAAGGCGAGCUAGACAAGCUGGGUCUGAAGUAUGAGGAGCACAGCAUCCCCAACACCAUGGACAUCACCGAGUGCUUCGUCGAGGGCAGUAAAGUGGGAGCGAUGCUGCUGGACUUCAUGACUGACCAGGAUAGCUUUGAAAAGGCCUUCAGCCCAGAGAUGAAAGCAAAGAUUCUGGAUAUGCUCCGCAACAAGUGCUGCACACUAAAGAACGAGCGUCUGCUGUUCGACUGCAGCCUGACCUGUUUGCUCAUACAUGCUUAACACUACUUACACUCUCUUUCCUGCUCUACCACAUAAUACUAGUGCAGAUGACAGACAUGUUAUGUGUAGUUUCAGCAUAAUGGCACAAUCUACAUAUAUUUCUGUCAUCUCUAUAUGUCUGUUUCUUGUUUCAAAGGCUUUUAGAUUUCUAUAUUUUUUGUAAUUCUUUAGGCGUGAUGUGAAAAAAAAAUGUUUGCUCUUUUAAAAUGUCUUCUUGCAGUAAAUAGAUGUACUGGUGUCCAUUACACAGUGCUGCAGUAUUUUGCAUCUACACCAGAAGAUGGCGCUCUUGUCUGUUACACUCUAAAUGAAGUAGCGCGUCCACUUACGGGGAAUGUGGCCAGCAGACCAGACACUGAAUAUGAUAUCUUACAAUAAAUAGCAUUUAUAUGAUGCUCAUCAGCAAAUUGAUAGCCUAAUUAGCCGAGUUGCAUGGUCAAUCAGCUCAAAUUAUUUGACUGCUGUGAAAAGUCAUUUUCAAUUUGAGCAUUAAAAUAUGGAUUUGUACUGGAAUUGUUGUGUAAUUUCAGACUGAUGACUACAGAGGAUGCAUAAUAGGUUAUCUUCAUUUACAUCGAUGUGCUCUUGUCAACCCUAAACUGAACACAGGCACCAAUAAAUUCUUCCCAACUUUU
This is a messenger RNA of Alosa alosa (allis shad), 1976 nucleotides long. RefSeq names its product histamine N-methyltransferase-like. The record is from RefSeq and is a predicted model, not a curated record. The transcript is spliced from 5 exons. Gene Ontology annotation, molecular function: N-methyltransferase activity. Bases 619 to 1341 code for a protein of 240 amino acids. NCBI's taxonomy places the organism in Eukaryota, Metazoa, Chordata, Actinopteri, Clupeiformes, Clupeidae.